CUCAUUGUCGCGAAAAAAUGGACUCUCUGUUCGCGCCGCGGCGCUCCGCAAGCAACUUCAGGUCCCAGUUCCUUGGAGCUUCGCGGACACCCGCCUCCCACGCGCAUACGAAUGAUCCUCUUCAGCCCUUGAGAACCAUGGCCGAUCGCGUAGGAAAAGAGGUGGAGAAGUUCGCCGAAAGAGUUGAUCAUUGGCAUAUUCAUGGAAAUGAAGAUGCAAAGACAUCACAUCAGACAACGGUUAAGAUGGUGGGGAAAUUCAGAGAUCUGGCCAAGUCUACAGUCGACGAGCUCAAGAAGCAACACGAUAGUGAGCAUAGAGGAGAGCUCGACAAGAGCGUACGCCGGCGCAUUCAUAACAUGGCUCCGAAUGCCGAUGUAGGCAAUGCAGAUUUAGCUGGCCGCUUUUCCCAGUCCAUCGUAUCCUCCGUCGAACCUGGCGCCACACCCGCAACCUCCAGUAUGCAAGAGCUGCGACAGUGGCAGGCUGAGCUUGCCACCUGGGAACUUGUACAUGUCAUCAUCGACCAUUACCAUCCCGAACCGGGAACGGACGUAGCGGCACAAAAAGCAUCUCGAUUAGCACAGGUCGGGGGUGAUCACUCGUAUAGCCCGAAAGAGGAGAUCUGGAACAGAUACAUAAUAGCAGAUGAUGCGGCGCGAGAGAAGAAGGUUAUCCUCAAGUGGCUUCAGGAAACGGCUAGGAACACUGAAAGCGAUAUUGACACUAUUGUCACUCAAUGGGGACAGCUGUCGGGCAAAGAUACCAAAACGUGGACAAGCGGCUGGCUGGACACCAAAGCUAAGAUAAAACAAGCAAAGCGAAUGCAGGGCUCCGAUAAGCCAUUGCCAGAGGACUACCACUUGGCCAGCAGCAGUGGGCACCGGCCGUUGGUUACUCGGCUGGAUCCUGAUGCGCCUAUAAAGCAAAACCGGGCACUCGAAGAGUCAGACGAAUACUAUGAGAAUGCGCUCUGGAUGGUGUGUUAUGAAAUGCUACGCCGAGGUGAUUCUUGGGAAAAAAUUAGCGAUUGGUGCAAGGAGAGGAACGAAGCAUGGCGUGGUGUGAGCUUGGGUGUUGCGCACGACUUUCAACCUGACGGCGGGCCCAACAUGUCCGGAAAUGACCUCGGAUUUUUCUUUCGUCGAGUAUGCGUAUAUGCAGCCCGUGGCGCACGAAUUCCUUACGAAGGAGCCGUAUACGCUUUGCUCGGCGGGGACGUCAGCAAAAUCCACGCCGCCUGUCGGUCGUGGGAUGAUCACCUCUACGCACAUUACAACGCUCUUUUACUAGCUCGAUUUGAUGGCUUUGUUCAUAGCGACCCGUCUCGGGUGAACCCGGACGGUGCCAGAAAUUUCGUCUUCGUGGACGAAACUACUAAUUAUACCAACUGGGAUACCACAAACAAGGCGGUGAUAGAGAAACUUUUGGAAAAUGCAGCAACUUCGUCUCAGGCCAAGGCCCCAAUGAAGCUGAUUCAGGGAGCUUUGAUCAGUCAAAACCUUGACAAUCUGAUGUAUAAGGCCGGUGUAGCGGUGGCCGACUUGCAGCAGAACGAUGAACGCCUCAACACACUUAUGCUCGACCCCGAUUCCGAUUGGGACCAUCCUGAGCCUAAAAUGGCCACCGACCAGCGACGCGUUGUGGCUGGGGCUCAUUACCAAGCCCUCGUGAAAGAUCCUCAUGCGCUCCGCAUCUUGGUCCACAUCUUCAUCGCUCUCUAUGGGGGACUCGGUGUGAUUGAGAUUGACAGCAAUGCCAAGUUGUAUGCGAUGAACAACGUUCUUACGUACUACAUCGAAUUUCUCCGAGUCACCAAGCGCCUCCAGCUGAUCCCAUUGUAUGCCGCCCAGCUCGGCGAGUACCGAUCUGCCCAUUGUAUGGCACGUGUUUUGCCAGAUAUCAAGAACAACGAAGAGCAGAAGCGCUGCAUGGACCUUAUGAACCAGUACCGGAUAAAACAUCUCGAGGUUGUCAACGAGAGUUUUGUUCUACAACUUAAAGCCACGGGCUAUGUCGACGAGAGGAGUUAUACAACGGUCAAUCCCAUCCAGCGAUUCAUGUUUCUUGAACAGUGGACGAAGCAAGAUGCUUUCCUGUGGCCUGGGGUGCGAAUCAAGGGUGAUAUUUCUGGAUUGGAGAUUUCUUCCCAAGAUGAAGCGGUAAUUGAGAGCCUCAUGUGGUACAACCAUAUCGAGAAGGAUUUUGAAUGCACUUUCCGAGAUCUAUAUACGGCUCUUGAAACAUUCCUGCUCAACGGCCGUAUCGGUGCCGCCGAAAAAUUGGCCACCGAAAUGAGUGUGGAGGCUAUCUCUCUUACCAAAACACUGGCUGUCUGCGGCUAUGCUUUCGACUUUACGGCACCCGAGGCGGAGGAGCAGGACGAGCAACAAGCCAUGGAGAUGAUGAACACCUCUCUCCGUAGUUCGGGUAAUGGUUCCAUCCGGCCCUCCGGCAUACCCAACAAGCAAGAGCACAAGCGUCAUGUGCUCGAGCUACGCACAGCUAGCGAAAAGUACGGAAAUCUGUGCCAGCUUGUCCGCGUUAUCACACUACUCCGCGAAUGGCGCGUGGAGGAAGAGAAUCUCAUACAACAACGGGGUACAGAUGCCAAGAUCUCAACGAAGAACAUCAAACAACUGUCUGCGACGAUUGAGUCCUCCUUCGAGGACGUAUUCAACCCGAAAUUCGAUCCUACGGACAACGUCGAGAUAUGGAAGCUGUACAAGGCGUACGUGCCCGAACUGACAAUUGCAUUCUUGACGGUGGUGCAGUCGGGUGCAUUCUUCAUCCACAGGGACACAGCCACGAAGGCCAUGGACGUGGCAACGAUCGUGGCAGAUAGUGACAAGGAAUGGCUGCAGAAGGUGUUUUUAGAAACGGGCCGGAUGAAAGAUUUGGUCACCGUCUUGGCCAAUGUGAGCAAGGCGAUGUUGAAGCUCGGCGAGCAUGCGGAUGGGAAGACGAUGGCGAAGAAGAGGGACUCCAAGGGGCAAACUCUUCGCAUCUGGGAUUUGACGGCGAGGAAUUGA
Molecule: messenger RNA, 3032 nt
Organism: Periconia digitata
Lineage: Eukaryota; Fungi; Ascomycota; Dothideomycetes; Pleosporales; Periconiaceae
Source: the annotation of a GenBank genome assembly